CAUGACGUGGCCCUCUAGUCGGAAGCGACAGGACCGGAAACCUGCAUCACACAUCAGAAAGGCAAACUGAGUCUGCAACGAACUAAAUUACACAUCAGCGAGAAAUAACAAUGGUGACUGACGUGCAGCUGGCCAUCUUUGCCAACAUGUUGGGUGUGUCUCUGUUCCUGCUAGUGGUUCUAUAUCACUACGUAGCCGUCAACAACCCCAAGAAACUGGAGUAGAACUGCCCUGAAGAGGAGGUGGCGGCUGAGGGGGACCAGAGAGAGCAGCAGUAAGACGCCUCUCCUCACAGGUGGCGGCUGAGGGGAACCAGAGAGAGACGCCUCUCCUCACAGGUGGCGGCUGAGGGGAAUCGGAGAGAGACGCCUCUCCUCACAGGUGGCGGCUGAGGGGAACCAGAGAGAGACGCCUCUCCUCACAGGUGGCGGCUGAGGGGGUCCAGAGAGAGACGCAGCCUCUUCUUCAUCGUUCAUCUUUUCUCCUUCCCUGUCUGUCUCUCCCAGCCUGUACAGGAGUGUUUUCUAAUAAAAUGCCUGUCAACAAAUGCC
Molecule: messenger RNA, 551 nt
Organism: Oncorhynchus nerka (sockeye salmon)
Lineage: Eukaryota; Metazoa; Chordata; Actinopteri; Salmoniformes; Salmonidae
Gene: ost4
Product: oligosaccharyltransferase complex subunit 4 (non-catalytic)
Exons: 3
Coding region: 111-224 (37 amino acids)
Cellular component (GO): oligosaccharyltransferase complex
Source: RefSeq, a predicted model, not a curated record